UCUCUCUCUCUCUCUCUCUCUCUCUCUCUCUCUCUCUCUCUCUCUCUCUCUCUCUCUCUCUCCUAUUUUAGCCGCUCGAAACACAUCUCUUCACCAAGAACAAAAAAGCAUAACCUAACAGAAAAAUCUUGACACCAGGAUGGUAACGCCAACAAUAAGAACCGUUGAUCUCCGGUCCGACACGGUGACUAAGCCAACGGAGUCAAUGCGUUUAGCGAUGGCAAACGCGGAAGUAGACGACGACGUUUUGGGAAAUGAUCCAACCGCCGUGCGUUUGGAGAGAGAGGUGGCAGAGAUCGCCGGAAAAGAGGCGGCCAUGUUUGUUCCGUCGGGGACAAUGGGGAAUCUGAUAAGUGUAUUGGUCCAUUGUGAUGAGAGGGGGAGUGAAGUGAUUCGAGGAGAUGACUCUCACAUUCAUAUAUACGAAAACGGCGGCGUUUCAAGCCUCGGCGGAGUGCAUCCUAGGACGGUGAAGAACGAAGAAGACGGGACGAUGGAGAUUGGUUCUAUUGAGGCUGCCGUGAGGAGUCCCAAAGGAGAUCUUCAUUAUCCGGUUACUAAGCUUAUAUGUCUUGAGAACACUCAAGCAAAUUGUGGAGGUAGAUGCUUGCCUAUAGAAUAUAUAGACAAAGUCGGAGAAUUAGCCGAGAAACAUGGCUUGAAGCUUCACAUCGACGGAGCUCGGAUCUUCAACGCUUCUCUUGCGCUCGGAGUACCGGUCAAGAGGAUUGUUCAAGCCGCAGAUUCGGUCUCGAUAUGUUUGUCGAAAGGUAUAGGUGCACCGGUUGGCUCGGUAAUUGUGGGAAGCAAAAGUUUCAUCACCAAAGCAAGGUGGUUAAGGAAAACAUUAGGUGGAGGAAUGAGACAGAUCGGUGUGCUCUGCGCUGCGGCAUUGGUGGCUCUCCAUGAAAACGUCGCCAAGCUCGACGAUGAUCACAAGAAGGCCAAGAUCUUGGCAGAAGGACUGAACCGGAUUGAACGGUUAAGAGUGGACGUCACGGCGGUGGAAACAAACAUCAUAUACGUAGAUAUACCAAAAGAUCCAAAAUUUAGAGCAGAAGACGCAUGCAAAAGUUUGGAAGUUCUCGGUGUGCUUGUCAUACCUCAAGCUACAUUCAGAAUCAGGAUUGUUCUACACCACCAAAUCUCAGAUAGCGACGUGGAAUAUGUACUCUCUUGUUUUGAGAAAACGUUUUAGCUCGGUGCCAGAAGAGAAGGUUUGCUUUUAUGUAAUUUCACGUGUUGGACUGUGUGUGGUAUUAGUGCUUGAACUAUUUUCUUGGUUUACAAAUUAAAACCAGUUUGUUCAAGAAUUAUAUUUUUUUUUGUUAUAUAAUUCAAGUAUAAAUACCUUGAAAUGGCUUAACUUUU
Messenger RNA from Eutrema salsugineum, 1371 nucleotides. RefSeq names its product probable low-specificity L-threonine aldolase 2. The transcript is spliced from 10 exons. The record is from RefSeq and is a predicted model, not a curated record. Gene Ontology annotation, biological process: L-threonine catabolic process; glycine biosynthetic process. Gene Ontology annotation, cellular component: cytosol. The coding region runs from base 140 to 1198 and encodes 352 amino acids. Gene Ontology annotation, molecular function: L-allo-threonine aldolase activity. Lineage: Eukaryota; Viridiplantae; Streptophyta; Magnoliopsida; Brassicales; Brassicaceae.